Aphanomyces astaci is the source of this 876-nucleotide messenger RNA. RefSeq lists its product as hypothetical. The transcript has a single exon. The record is from RefSeq and is a predicted model, not a curated record. Lineage: Eukaryota; Oomycota; Saprolegniomycetes; Saprolegniales; Verrucalvaceae. The annotation marks the transcript as partial.
CAGAUUGCAGUGCGAAUCGUUGCUGCCCCAUCACCUGCUGUCGUGAACGAAGCUCCUGUGGUCGACGUGAUUCAAGUCGCCACCGUGGAAGAGCCUAAAGUGGUUGCAAUUCCGGCCGUAGCAGUCGUGGCUGAGCAAGUUUUGGCGGAGGAAGCGCCAGUUACCGACGCAUCCCCAGUCGUUGACAUCUUGGCCCACCACGUGGUGAAAACUGAUGUAGCUGCUGUGGUCGAUGUCGCAGUGGUCGCAAGAGUCGAUGAACUUGAAGCGGGUGAUAUCCCUGUAGGCCAAGAUGAUACUAUUCAAGUCCCUGAAGUAACUGUUCCGGUGGUGCAAGCUCCUACACUCAAAGAUGAAGUAGUCGUUGAUCAUGUGGCAGUGGUGGAUGCACUAGCGGAUGUGGAAGAAGUCACUGACUCGGAUGAAGUUGUCCCCGAAGCUGGGGCUACGAAGGCAGUGACGCGACAAGACGCGUCCACUGUGCAAACCACUGUACCCCCCCUCGGCAGCAUCGCUGUCGUACCCGUUAAUGUCUUCCCCACUCCAGUCACCGUGUCAACAACCCCCGCCUCCUCCGUAGAACAACCCCCCGCCGACGUCACCUCUCCACCUGUGGACCGAGAGCGCCCCAACUUGUUGAGCAUCGACGACGACGACGUGGUGUACGCUUCGUCGAGCGACGGGAAGUCCCGGUCCGUGGACGGCAGCUCGGGCAGCGUCGAAUUCUCCACCACGGACGACGAAAGGUACUCAACGUCACCCCUCACCGAUGAACAACGCAAGAGACGCAACAAGAAGCGGGCGCUCAAGCGUCGCAGUCGCAAGUCGGCCGCCGACGCCAAACUAGCCCAAGUGGCGACUACCGAUUCGCCCUAG